UGUUUAUUUUUUGAAGCAAAUCUUUCUAGAAUUCUGUAGCAGUCUGGUUAGCACUGCUUUCCUGUUUGUGUUUAUUACAUCAGAAACGUAGUUAUUACAUUGCAGUUGAGCUUUUUUUUUUUUUUUAAGUAUAUGCAUUUUGGGUUGACUCCGUUUGUCCGAGUUAGCGGAGCUGAGCAUCUUCCGAGCUAGCUAGCGUGCAUUGGGUUCUUGUAGCAUAAUGUCGAAGAUCGACUACAGCGUGUGGGACCACAUUGAAGUGUCAGAUGACGAAGAUGACACUCAUCCAAACAUCGACACACCCAGCCUCUUCAGGUGGAGACAUCAGGCACGUGUUGAGCGAAUGGAGCAAUUUAAGAAAAAGGGUGAUGAAAUAGAAAAGGUACUGGGUGAAUGUCGGCGGAAGCUCUCAGAAGCACGUAAGAAAGUACAAGAGAUGACCAUUACGACGACGGAUGAUGCCAAAGCAGAGCUAAGCAAAGCCCAAGCUGAGGAGAAGAAACUGAAGAAAGAGGAGAGGGAGUGGGAGAAGAAGCUGGAAGAACACCAGCAUGAUGAGAAGAGGCAGGCGUGGAACGUGGACACACUGAGCCACGAUGGCUUCAGCAAGAGCAUUGUUAACAUCAAACAUGAAUCCCACGAAGUGACGGAAGAAGAGAAGGAGCAAAAGCAUAAAACUUUUGUGGAGAAAUAUGAGAAGCAAAUGAAGCAUUUUGGCAUGCUGCGACGUUGGGAUGACAGCCAGAAGUAUCUUUCUGACCACUCUCACCUUGUUUGUGAAGAGACGGCCAAUUACCUCGUUAUCAUGUGCAUUGACCUGGAAGUUGAGGAGAAACAUGCUCUCAUGCAGCAAGUGGCUCAUCAGACCAUUGUCAUGCAGUUCAUUCUGGAAUUGGCCAAAAGCCUCAAAGUCGAUCCCCGAGGUUGCUUUCGUCAGUUCUUUGCCAAGAUUAAGACGGCAGACCAGCAGUACCAGGAUGCUUUCAAUGAUGAGCUGGAGUCUUUUAAGGAAAGGGUUCGAGGCAGGGCAAAGAUCCGCAUAGAAAAAGCCAUGAAAGAGUAUGAGGAAGAAGAAAGACAAAAGCGACUGGGACCUGGAGGGCUUGACCCGGUUGAUGUGUACGAGUCCUUGCCGGCUGAGAUGCAGAAGUGCUUUGAUGAGAAGGACAUCCAAAUGUUGCAAGAUGUUAUCAGCAAGAUGGAUCCAACGGAGGCAAAGGCUCACAUGAAGCGAUGCAUAGACUCAGGGCUCUGGGUGCCCAACUCCAAGACAGACGAUGGGGAGGACAAAGAGGAGGAAGCAGCCUAUGAGGAGGUGAAAGUGGAGCAGGAGGAAACGAAAACAGAAUGAAAGCGUAAUUUUUCUGUGCAAAUUCAGCUAAUCAACUUGCCCACUGUUUUCUCCAGUUUGUGUAUGACUAGCUUGACAGUCAAGGAAUAAUGAAAUAACUUGUCACAUAGAUUUAAUUUGGCUUGCAGGGAUGUGUUGUAGUGUUCACCUAACUGCAUGACGUGUUUUUUUUUUUUUUUUCCUGGGGGGGGCUUCUUUGUGUUAUGCUUACACAUCUGUCUCGCUUGAUGUAUUGGAAUGUCAACCCAUUUGAUUUAUCUUAUUAGAAAGUUUGGAAAACUGUCUAAUUUAGGUUAUGUUCAGAAUUUUUAAUGUUUAAGUCAACCCCGUAAAGACUUUUGGUCUAGGUUUAGGGCUUGAGCAAAUAAUGUAGGCAAUUAAUUUCAAAAAGUGGGCUAGGCCUUUCUGACAAAAUUAAAGUUUUAGUUGUAUCCAGCUACAACGAAACCAGUAUAUCCUCAUCUGACAACCUGAGGCUUCAAGCAAAAGUUUGCUGCUUUCUCUUCUUCUCUUUUUGGUGGGGGGUGAAUUAUUUUGUAUUUACAAAUGGCUUUUGAUCUCUGUAGUGAUUCACUGUUAAAUAAAUGGCUUUGUAAAAUCC
Thalassophryne amazonica is the source of this 1952-nucleotide messenger RNA. It is a transcript of the gene cdc37, whose product is annotated as cell division cycle 37 homolog (S. cerevisiae). The record is from RefSeq and is a predicted model, not a curated record. The coding region runs from base 221 to 1351 and encodes 376 amino acids. Gene Ontology annotation, molecular function: heat shock protein binding; protein-folding chaperone binding; protein kinase binding. Gene Ontology annotation, biological process: protein stabilization; protein folding. The transcript is spliced from 8 exons. Lineage: Eukaryota; Metazoa; Chordata; Actinopteri; Batrachoidiformes; Batrachoididae. Gene Ontology annotation, cellular component: cytoplasm.